This is a messenger RNA of Morone saxatilis (striped sea-bass), 1116 nucleotides long. It is a transcript of the gene areg, whose product is annotated as amphiregulin. NCBI's taxonomy places the organism in Eukaryota, Metazoa, Chordata, Actinopteri, Moronidae. The record is from RefSeq and is a predicted model, not a curated record. The transcript has 6 exons. The coding region runs from base 81 to 782 and encodes 233 amino acids. Gene Ontology annotation, biological process: epidermal growth factor receptor signaling pathway; positive regulation of mitotic nuclear division; positive regulation of cell population proliferation.
CAGCAGGGGACAAACACACACUCUGACACACACAGAUUUAGAGCAGGCCUGUCAUACUCACCACACUCUCUUCCUGGGAUAUGAACCCUCUCGUUCUCACCUGUCUCCUGUGCUUAGUCUGCAGUGCUUUUGGUACUCAGGGAGCUGAGGCCACCUUCCCCGGCGAACUAGCUGGGGUGACUGGGGGUCCGGCCUCCGGGGAGGGCCUUCUGGCUACCUUGAGCGACGAUGACGAGCUGGAAAUAGACGAGGAGCUUUCAGGAGGAGACAACGAAAACUUCAGCAUUCAUGAGUUACAACCCAGCAGAGAUGAGAGGAAGAAAAAGAGAGGCAAUGGCAAGAAGAGGAACAAGCACAAGGGCAAAAGCACAACUCCUUUCAACCCUGAGCACACGUUCUUCACCAAUGGAUACACGUCGACUCUCAGCACCACAGAGGAUCCCUGCACCUCCACCCACCUCACCUACUGCAUUCAUGGUUACUGCAAGCACAUAGAGGGCCUGCAGGAGCCAGUGUGCAUAUGUAUGAAGGGUUAUGAUGGGGAACGCUGUGGGAUCCAAACUCUGGGUACAGGGAAAACCGAAGAUCAGAGCAGCAAUAUUGAGUUGGUACAGACGGUCUUAGUGAUCAUUGCUGUGGUCCUGUCAGUCAUCAGCUGCACCGCCAUCCUGCUCAUGACCUGUGCUCAUUACAGGUCACAUAAAAACUUUCUGGCAUCGUACCUGGGAACUGGGACGGAGCAGGAGAAGCUACAGAAACACAUCGGUGACGUUGUGGUGUGAGGGUGUCCAUUUACUAUGAGCCAGCUGCACAAGUUAAAGAUGAAGCAGACCGGGGGGAGUACCUGAGAAAGCAGUAGUGUGAAUAGACUGCUUCAUUAGAUGCUGUUUAAAAAAACACUGUAUAGAACUUGUUAGAAUGUAAUUUAUUUAGUGUGAUUAUUUAUUGCUAACGACUGUAUUAGUGUUUGUAUGUCUUUUAUGUUCGGAUGCUGAGCAUUCAGUCCUUUGAUGUUCUGUAGGGUUGGUUUUAUUUAUUGCAUUGCUGUUGUUAUAGGUCAGAGAAACACUCUUCAUCUCACUGUGGAAAAGGGAUGGAAUUUGAUCACCAAUAAAG